AUGGAUAUGGGCUUUUUGGCCAUAACGCUAUAUCUUGCCAGCGCCAGCAACCCCAUGACAUCGACCUCGAUGGACCAGGAGCCAGUAAGCAGUGUCAAAGGAGAAGUAGACACAGCCUCGAGAGCUGUGACCGCAGAGGCGUUCAGAGAGAAGUUCCGAGAGAUGAGUAAUGAGAGAGGCUUUGAAAAUGUAGAACUGGGAGUCAUAAGAAAAAAGAAAGUCCCAAGGAGAGUCAUUCAAUUUGUUAAUGGUAAAACAAUGGAGGAGUACAGCACUGACGAGGAUAAAGUUGACAGCCCAAAGAAGAAAGAUGUUUUACCUACUGUUGAUCCAACAAAACUUACCUGGGGCCCCUACUUAUGGUUUUACAUGCUUCAGGCUACAACAUCAACCCUCUCGGUGUCUGACUUUCUUAGAGAGAAGAUUGCUUCUGUUUUGGGUAUCAGCAUUCCAAAAUAUCAAUAUGCAAUUGAUGAGUAUUACUGGAUGAAGAAGGAGAAAGAGGAAGAGGAAGAGGAAGAAGAAGAAGAAGGAGGAGGAGGAGGAGGAGGAAACAGGAUGUCUGAAGAAGCAGAAAGAAAAUAUCAAGAACAACAGAAUAAGCUGCAGGCUAAUUCCAUUGUUCAGACAGAUCAACCAGAAACAGUUGUUUCCAGUUCAUUUGUGAACCUCAAUUUUGAAAUGGAGGGAGACUGUGAAAUAAUUAUGGAAAGCAAACAAAAGCCAGUCUCUGUCCCACCAUAG
Messenger RNA from Choloepus didactylus (southern two-toed sloth), 744 nucleotides. Its product is annotated as protein FAM177A1-like. The coding region runs from base 1 to 744 and encodes 247 amino acids. The transcript is spliced from 2 exons. NCBI's taxonomy places the organism in Eukaryota, Metazoa, Chordata, Mammalia, Pilosa, Megalonychidae. The record is from RefSeq and is a predicted model, not a curated record.